Molecule: messenger RNA, 1341 nt
Organism: Tetrahymena thermophila SB210
Lineage: Eukaryota; Ciliophora; Oligohymenophorea; Hymenostomatida; Tetrahymenidae
Product: class I glutamine amidotransferase
Exons: 1
Cellular component (GO): cytosol
Source: RefSeq, a predicted model, not a curated record
AUGUAAAGAAAAAACUAGGCUGUUUUAAUUCUUUUCACACAAGAUUUUAAAUACUGCUUAUUUAAAAAGAAUGAUCCUUCAAAAUAUGGUUUUAUCCAUGAUUUUUGUGAUGAAUUUAAUGACAAUUACUGUCCAUAUUUAACGAUUGCUCGUCAUAUAAUCACAAAAAUUAAUCAUCACUUAUCAUUUUAAUCGUUGUUUAUGCCUAUAACUUCUCAAAUUGAAGACCCUUAUUUUAGAUCAAGAGAUCAUUUUUCCUUGAAUUAAAACUACAAUGAGUGGCUGCAUUAUAUUACAGAAGCAUUUUAGUACGAUGGAUAUUCAGAAGAUAUUCAAAUUUAUCUAUAAUAAAUUGGUGACGAGGAGCAAUUUGUGAAAAAUAUGCGUUAACUAGAAAUUGAAUGUUUACUUUUAAGUCAAUAACAAAUACUUGAUAUUUAUUCUAAUUAAAUAGACACUUUAACUCAUUCAAUUCUGAAUAAAGCUGAUCUAAAAAUAAUUAUUGAAUCAUAGAUUUAGCUAAAGGCGUCUCCACCAACUCGAGAAAAUACUUAUAUCCUUAUCCUUCACAACAGAGUAGAUUUCUUAAAAAAAGUAUAAAUGGGUUAUGUUCCUAUGCCAACAAAGACCUUCUUCUAUGGGAUUUACAAAAAAGACUAUUAAAAAUGGUUUACCUAUAAUAUAGCAUAAGGAGAGAUCCCACAAGAUAAUAUCCUUAAAAAUGUUCAAGCUAUAAUCAUGCCAGGAAGUGCAUCAAAUGCGUAUGCACAAGAAGAGUGGAUCAGCACUUAUAAAAAUUGGAUUAAAAUGGUUUAUGAAACAUAUAAAAACAUCAAGAUAUUAGGUAUUUGCUUUGGGGAAUAAAUUCUUGCUCAUACUUUAAAUGGCAAAUGUGAUAUUGUCAAAGAAAAGAAAACAGAUAAAAAUUUCUUUAAUUCGGGUACUCACACAUUACACUUAGGAGAUAAGUUUUUUGAAUUUCCUUUUAUAAAAUAGCUGAAUUUCAGAUAAAAAAAUAUUUAAAUAACUAAACUUCAUGGUGAUAUAGUAGUAAAAUUGGAUCAAAACUUAUUUGAAAUUAUGGGAAGCUCCGAUAAUUAUGAAAUAGAAGUUUAUACAGAUAAAUUAUCUGACUCAAACUAAAAUCCUAAAAUUUUAUGUUUUCAAGGUCAUCCAGAAUACUCUAAUUAUUGGUUAGCGAUGAGAGAUAUGCAGCAUUAUUCUUAUUAUAAUAAAAUAUCAUGUGAAGAAGCCAUUAAGCUUUCACAUCACCCAUAAUAUAAAGAAGACGACAACUUUAUUUUAAGAUAGAUUUGUUAGGCAUUUUUAACUCUAGUUUGA